Molecule: messenger RNA, 288 nt
Organism: Caenorhabditis remanei
Lineage: Eukaryota; Metazoa; Nematoda; Chromadorea; Rhabditida; Rhabditidae
Exons: 2
Coding region: 1-288 (95 amino acids)
Molecular function (GO): transcription cis-regulatory region binding
Source: RefSeq, a predicted model, not a curated record
AUGGCUAAGGCUGCCGCUGGAAAGAAGGCUUCGCCUGUGAAGAAGGUCAAGAAGGGAGGAAAGGCCAAGGACCCAAAUGCCCCAAAGCGCGCUAUGUCCGCCUUCUUCUUCUGGAUGCAGGAGAACCGUGAGCGCAUCAAGAAGCCAGGAAUGGGAGUCGCUGAUGUCGCCAAAGCCGCUGGAGUCGAGUGGGGAAAGCUCACAGACAAAUCGAGAUGGGAGAAGAAGGCUGCCGACGACAAGAAGAGAUACGAAAGCGAGAUCGCCACCUAUAAGAAGAACCAUUAG